AUGCCUUCCGCAGAGACAAAACCGAGAACCUUGUAUGACAAGGUUUUCGCUGACCACAUUGUCAACGAGCAAGACGAUGGCACUUGCCUGCUUUAUAUCGACCGCCAUCUUGUCCACGAGGUGACCUCUCCUCAGGCUUUUGAGGGUCUCACAAAUGCCAGCCGCAAGGUCCGCCGGCCGGACUGCACUCUGGCGACUGUUGACCACAACAUCCCCACCUCCUCUCGCAAGAACUUCAAGAACGCCUCCGACUUCAUCAAGGAGAACGACUCGCGUCUCCAAUGUACCACCCUCGAGGAUAAUGUCAAGAACUUCGGCCUCACCUACUUCGGUAUGGGCGACAAGCGCCAGGGUAUCGUUCACAUUAUCGGUCCCGAGCAGGGCUUCACUCUGCCCGGAACUACCGUCGUCUGCGGUGACAGCCACACCUCCACCCACGGUGCCUUCGGUUCCCUCGCCUUCGGUAUCGGUACCAGUGAAGUCGAGCACGUUCUCGCUACCCAAACACUCCUUACCCGCCGAAGCAAGAACAUGAAGGUUCAGGUUGAUGGAGAGCUUCCUCCCGGUGUUACUAGCAAGGACGUUGUUCUCCACAUCAUUGGUGUCAUUGGAACUGCUGGUGGUACCGGCGCUGUCAUUGAGUUCUGCGGAUCCGUGAUUCGUGGCCUCAGCAUGGAAGCCCGUAUGUCCAUGUGCAACAUGUCCAUUGAGGGUGGUGCUCGUGCUGGUAUGAUUGCCCCCGAUGAGAUCACUUUCGAGUACCUCAAGGGCCGUCCCCUGGCUCCCAAGUACGGCAGUGCCGAGUGGAAGAAGGCCGUCAACUACUGGUCUACUCUGAAGACCGACCCCGGUGCCAAGUUCGACACUGAGAUCUACCUUGACGGCAAGGAUAUCAUUCCUACCAUCUCCUGGGGCACUUCCCCUCAGGAUGUUAUUCCCAUCAACGGAGUUGUCCCCAGCCCCGAUGACUUCGAAGACGAGAGCCGCAAGCUCGCUUGCAAGCGUGCUCUUGAGUACAUGGGUCUCACCUCUGGUACUCCCAUGAAGGAGAUCCCUGUCGACAAGGUCUUCAUCGGAUCUUGCACAAACGCCCGUAUUGAGGAUCUGCGCGCCGCUGCCAAGGUUGUCAACGGCAAGAAGAUUGCCUCUAACAUUCUCCGCGCCAUGAUCGUCCCCGGUUCCGGUCUGGUCAAGGAGCAGGCUGAGGCUGAGGGUCUGGACAAGAUCUUCACCGAUGCUGGCUUUGAGUGGCGCGAGGCUGGUUGCUCCAUGUGUCUGGGUAUGAACCCCGAUAUUCUCUCCCCCAAGGAGCGUUGUGCCUCCACCUCCAACCGCAACUUCGAGGGUCGCCAGGGUGCUCAAGGCCGCACUCAUCUGAUGUCUCCCGCCAUGGCCGCCACUGCUGCCAUUGUUGGCAAGCUUGCCGACAUUCGUGAGCAUGUCGUCGCCAGCCCCGUCAUCGCCAAGGUUCAGCCUGUUAUCGAGACUCAGCCCGCGGCUGACUCCCCCGAGACCGAGGAUGAGCUUGACCGUGUCCUCGACCUUCCCGCUGAUAACGAGCCCCACACCAACACCUCCGCUGUUGGCGGCGGCAGCAGCACCGGCCUGCCCAAGUUCACAACCCUGAAGGGUAUCGCCGCGCCUCUGGAUCGUUCGAACGUCGACACCGACGCCAUCAUCCCCAAGCAGUUCUUGAAGACCAUCAAGCGAACUGGACUCGGUGUCGCUGCCUUCUACGAGCUUCGCUACGACCCUGCCACCGGCAAGGAGAACCCCGACUUCAUCUUGAACCAGGGCAUCUACCGCCAAUCUAAGAUUCUGGUCGUCACUGGCCCCAACUUCGGCUGUGGUAGCUCCCGAGAGCACGCCCCCUGGGCUCUGCUCGACUUCGGCAUCAAGUGCAUCAUCGCCCCCUCCUUCGCCGAUAUCUUCUUCAACAACACCUUCAAGAACGGCAUGCUUCCUGUCCCCAUCACCGACGAAGCCGCUCUGGCCAAGAUCGCCGCUGAGGCUCACGCCGGUCGCGAAGUUGAGGUCGACCUUGUCAACCAGGAGAUCAAGGACUCCGAGGGCAACAAGAUCGCCUCCUUCGAGGUCGACAGCUUCCGCAAGCACUGCCUCGUCAACGGCCUCGAUGACAUUGGUCUCACUCUCCAGAUGGAGGGCAAGAUCCGCACCUUCGAGACCAAGCGCAGCCUCGAGACUCCCUGGUUGGAUGGCAGUGGCUACCUCAAGCGUGACAACCGCGGCGCUACCCGCAUCGACGCCGCUCCUGUUCCUAAGACCAACCGUGGUGAUGUGAAGAGCGAGCCCCUCGAGUGGUAA
This is a messenger RNA of Penicillium atrosanguineum, 2325 nucleotides long. It is a transcript of the gene luA, whose product is annotated as 3-isopropylmalate dehydratase LEU1. NCBI's taxonomy places the organism in Eukaryota, Fungi, Ascomycota, Eurotiomycetes, Eurotiales, Aspergillaceae. Gene Ontology annotation, cellular component: 3-isopropylmalate dehydratase complex. Gene Ontology annotation, molecular function: 3-isopropylmalate dehydratase activity; 4 iron, 4 sulfur cluster binding. The transcript has 3 exons. Gene Ontology annotation, biological process: L-leucine biosynthetic process. The record is from RefSeq and is a predicted model, not a curated record. Bases 1 to 2325 code for a protein of 774 amino acids.